Solanum tuberosum (potato) is the source of this 1132-nucleotide messenger RNA. Its product is annotated as TIMELESS-interacting protein. Bases 64 to 936 code for a protein of 290 amino acids. Gene Ontology annotation, molecular function: DNA binding; zinc ion binding. Gene Ontology annotation, cellular component: replication fork protection complex; nucleus. The record is from RefSeq and is a predicted model, not a curated record. The transcript is spliced from 5 exons. NCBI's taxonomy places the organism in Eukaryota, Viridiplantae, Streptophyta, Magnoliopsida, Solanales, Solanaceae. Gene Ontology annotation, biological process: DNA replication checkpoint signaling; DNA damage response; replication fork arrest.
UUCCCGCCAAACACCAGAAAAACCUUCUAAAUCUGGACGAGAGAGAGCAAAAAAAACCAGAAAAUGGAGAAAUCCGGCGGCGGCGGCGGUUCAGCACCUACUGGGUGCUACAAGUGCGGUCGUCCAGGUCACUGGUCAAGAGAUUGUCCGUCCAAUCCAAGCAGUUCAGACAAAUCUAAUCCUAAUACGACGAAGUAUGCUUCAAAGACCGGAUCUGACGCCGGCGAUGGUUCUGUUGCCGGUGCUGGUGCCGUUGCUGGAGCUUCUGCUUCUAAGCCGAAGAAAGUCCCGAGGUCAAUGCCUAAGCUAACACCGGAUAUCCUUCUCUCUGAUAAAGGACUUGGAUACGUUCUCCGUCAUUUUCCUCGUGGUUUCAAAUAUCGUGGUCGCGGUCAUGAGGUUGCUGAUUUGGGUCACCUACUUGGCUUAUAUGCUGAAUGGCAUGCGGGUUUGCUUCCUUAUUACUCAUUUGAUCAAUUCAUACACAAGGUGGAAAAGCUUGGCGGCUCAAAGAGAGUCAAGUUAUGCACGAAAGGACUACGAGACAGGGUUGCCGAUGGGGUGGAUCCUGCAAAGCUGUAUGAGCCGCAAGUACAAGAACAAGAAAUAAAUCAACAGGAAUUCAAGGACUCAGAACCAACUGAUUAUCCAGAAGAUACAACGCAAAAUCCAAAUCCUAAAGAUGAUCAAGAAAUCAUGCUUAAUGAUAUGUGGGAGAAGGCAAUUGAGGAGCCAUCUCAACCAUCCAAUCAAAAAAUUGUUGCUGCUGAUACAUCUUCUGGAGGGAAUGAUACAGUAAAUCAGGCUCCAGAUAAUGUAGCAAAAAGUUCUGGGGUUAUUAGCAUCUCGGAAGAACAAAGAGCUCGGAUGGAGGCUAAUAAGUUGAAGGCAUUGCAGAGAGCUGCUGCUCGAACUACUCAUAUCAAGUCUACAUAGUUUUUACGUAGAGCUCCAUAGAAGUUCCUAACUUAUUACUAUAUCCUUAUUGUAAAUUGUUUAUGAGGUUUUUUCCCUUUCAUUAAAUGCUGAAAAUUGCCGUUAUCUUGAAUGUUAAUACUCAAGAUAUUGGUCUAAAUUCUAAAUCAUUAUUUUGCUCUUGAUGUUAUGUUAUGUUAUGUUUUGUUAUGCUUUC